GCCUCAUCAGUUACAAGUAGAAGCUGUUUUCCUCUCGUCACUCUCAACUCCACAUGUUACUACACGCAGCACACUUCCUAUUUAUAGAUAUAGCUGUACCGCCAUGACUGAGGAUCAGCUUUGUCAACUUGGAGCUGCGGCUGAUUUUGUACUUUUGCUUCAUGUUUAUCCCAGAGCAUUUAGUAUAAACUUGACUGAUGAUAUUGAUGAUUCAUAUCCAUUUGUGUAUUACACAGAGAUGCCUGGAAUUUUGGAGAAUUGCAGCAUCUUGUUGACAGAAACCAGAAGGAAACGAUGUCGAUCACACUCAACAAUGGCUUCAAGAUGCCCAUCAUUGGGCUGGGAACGUGGCAGAUGGGAGGGAAAGAGAUUAAGGGUCUGAUCAUGAACGCUAUCAAGAUCGGUUACCGCCAUUUUGACUGUGCUGGUACUGAUUAUAAGAACGAGGCUGAAAUUGGGGAAGCACUUGCCGAAGCUUUCAAGACCGGUCUUGUGAAAAGGGAGGAGCUUUUCAUCACUACUAAGCUCUGGAAUUCAGAUCAUGGACAUGUUCUUGAGGCUUGCAAAGACAGCCUGAAGAAGCUUCGGCUCGAUUAUCUGGAUCUCUACCUUGUUCACUUCCCGGUCGCCACCAAGCAUACUGGAGUUGGCACAACAUCUAGUGCAGUGGAUGACAAAGGCGUUCUGGAAAUCGACACAACCAUAUCGCUGGAAGCUACUUGGCAUAACAUGGAAGACCUUGUCUCUAAGGGUUUAGCCCGAAGCAUCGGUAUAAGCAACUACGAUAUCUUUCUGACCAGAGAUUGCCUAGCCUAUUCAAAAAUCAAGCCUGCAGUGAAUCAAUUUGAGAUCCAUCCAUAUUUCCAGCGCGAGUCUCUCGUGAAAUUCUGUCAGAAGCAUGGCGUCGCAGUGACAGCUCACAGCCCUCUGGGUGGUUCUGCAGCUAACAUAGAAUGGUUCAAUUCAAUCUCGUGCUUGGAUGAUGCUGUUCUCAAUGAUUUGGCUGAGAAGUAUAAUAAAACACCUGCCCAAAUUGCACUAAGGUGGGCGAUCCAGAGAGACACAGUCGUCAUUCCCAAGUCUUCGAAGGUUGAGAGACUGAAGGAGAAUUUCGAAGUUUCCGACUUUGAGCUGACCAAAGAGGAUAGGGAGUUGAUCAAGGGUAUAGACAGAAAAUAUCGUAUGGAUCUGCCCGCCAAGAGCUGGGGAAUCGAUCUCUAUGCUUAGAUAGGUAUCUUAU
Linum tenue is the source of this 1240-nucleotide messenger RNA. The record is from the annotation of a GenBank genome assembly. Lineage: Eukaryota; Viridiplantae; Streptophyta; Magnoliopsida; Malpighiales; Linaceae.